Molecule: messenger RNA, 3996 nt
Organism: Leptosia nina
Lineage: Eukaryota; Metazoa; Arthropoda; Insecta; Lepidoptera; Pieridae
Source: the annotation of a GenBank genome assembly
AUGAGUUCUAAAAGGGGUAAGCGCAACGUAGGUAAUAAGCACUUUCCUAUAGCUGAAUCAGUAAGCAUAGCAUUGAAGAUCCAGCUGGAUAAAUUUCUCACGGACGAAAAUGAAACUGAACUUAAGUUUCCGUCAUUUUUAUCGGCCCAAGAAAGAGGAUUUAUCCAUGAGACUGUAGCCAAGUUAGGACUCAAAUCAAAGUCGCGCGGGAAAGGUGUAAAUCGCUACAUAACAAUAUAUAAACGAAUUGGUUCUACAAUUAUACAAAAUGAUGCCAAGUUGAUUUUGGAUCCAAACAUGAGGUGCAGUAUUACGGAUCUGUUUAAUGCGUUUCCAAUCACCAGCAAAGAGAAGGAAGAUCUUAGCUGUUGUCCUGAGAAAGAGCGGAGCCCUCAGCUGGCUCAUAAAAGUAUGGGCCAACUAAACAAUGGGGUUGCUCAGGUCCCUAACACUUCAUACAAUCCAGAUUUAAUAAAAUUCAGAGAAAAGUUACCAGUAUAUGAGCAAAGACAUGAACUAAUUAAUGCUAUUAAUUCAAAUCAGGUGAUAAUAGUAGCGGGCGCUACAGGUUGCGGUAAGACCACUCAACUUCCGCAACUAGUGCUGGAACAUGCGCAAGAGGUGAAGCAACCUGUCAGAAUCUACUGCACACAACCUAGAAGAAUAUCGGCUGUCUCUGUUGCUGAGAGGGUAGCAUACGAGCGUAUGGAAAAGAUUGGUCAAUCAAUCGGGUAUCAAAUCCGUCUAGAGUCACGCGUGAGUCCGCGGACAGUGCUGCACUACUGCACCAAUGGGGUGCUUCUCAGAACAUUGAUGGGUGGUGAAGAGGCACUCACUGGAGUGACCCAUGUGUUUGUUGAUGAGGUGCAUGAACGGGAUAAGUUUAGUGAUUUCCUACUCAUCGCGCUCAGAGACGCCCUCCGUUCGAAGGAUCUCAAGGUCAUACUCAUGUCGGCUACCAUGGAUACGCAAAUAUUUUCCAGGUACUUCAAUGGAUGUCCAGUAAUCAGUAUCCCAGGACGCUUACACGAUGUCCAAAGACAUUAUCUCGAAGAUAUCUUAAAGCUAACAAAGUAUACCAACAAGAAAAUGAUUCAAGUCGAACGCGAACUGAGAAACAAAUUAAAAAGUGGACAAAGCUAUUGGUCUCAACUUGAGGGUCAAAAGCAGAGCGAUGGAGUUCAGGAUAGCGGAAGCAAAGAAGAGAAGGAAACCCUUGACCCAGCCUUGCAAGCGGAUAUGGACGAGUUUUUAGACGAAUGUUUCAACGAGGGAAGUUUGGACUCAUUUAGCCAGGUGCUAUACAUGUUUCUAUCGGAGGGUGUAAGUGUAGACGCACAGCAUUCGAAGUGUGGCCGAACCGCAUUGCAUGCAGCCGCUGCCAGGGGCCUCACGCAAACUGCUCAACAGAUUUUACGUAUAGGUGCCGAUCCAACACUAAAAGACAAGAACGGAAAAAUGCCUUACGAUCAUGCAAUUGAGGGUGGUCAUACCGAUUGUGCCAAAUGUCUAGCCACCUUCAAUCACACAGAAGAAAUCAAAUCUAAUGACCAAGAAGAAUCUACAGCCGAUAACUUCCUUCUAGAUGUCUAUCACCACUCCAUCUCAGAAGAACUAAUUGAUCACGAUCUGAUGCUGGCUCUAGUCAAACAUAUUCACCUGAACAUGGCCAAAGGCAGCAUAUUGAUAUUCUUACCGGGUUACGAUGACAUCGUAGCUCUCAAGGAUAUGAUUCAAGCUUCCAGCGAGAUGAACGCCUUUAAAUAUCAAAUAUUCACAUUACAUAGUAAUAUGCAGACUUUGGAUCAGAAGAAAGUCUUCAAUCCCCUCCCAAAUGCUAGGAAAAUAAUAAUAUCUACUAACAUAGCUGAAACAUCUAUAACAAUAGACGACGUUGUGUACGUAGUAGACUCGUGUAAAGUGAAGGAAAAGUAUUAUGAAUCGAAUGGGGGAGUUUGCUCCCUUCAGUGCGUGUGGACAUCCCGGGCGUGCUGUCAGCAGCGAGCCGGUCGAGCCGGAAGGACGAAGCCCGGGCAUUGCUUUCACAUGUGUUCUAAGCGACGAUUCAAGACGUUACCGCUUAAUUCGGUUCCCGAAAUUCUUCGAGUUCCACUACAAGAGCUCUGCCUCCAUACGAAACUGUUAGCGGCCGGUAACACUCCUAUUGCAGAUUUUCUAUCUAAAGCGCUAGAGCCACCAUCCUUUUUGGCAGUAAGAAACGCCGUCACGCUUCUUAAAACGAUCGGUGCUUUAACCCCAAUGGAAGACUUGACGGAAAUAGGGCAACACCUACUGGAUUUGACAGUUGAACCAAAACUUGGCAAAAUGUUGUUAUAUGCCUGCGUGAUGAAGUGUUUAGACCCAAUAUUAACGAUCGUGUGCAGUCUGUCGAAUAAAGAACCUUUCCAGAUAUCAAUGAACCCGGAGAAUAGGAAGAAAGGAAGUAUGGCGAGGAAGGAGUUCGCAGCUGACAGUUAUUCCGAUCAUAUGGCUCUACUCAGGGCCUUUCAAGCGUGGCAGUCCGCUAGAGCUAACGGAACGGAGAAGGCCUUCUGCGCCAAAAAUCUAAUUUGCGGCGCCACUAUGGAAAUGAUUGUCGGUUACCGAUCCCAAUUGUUAGCUCAGCUGCGAGCGCUGUGUCUAGUCAAAGCUCGCGGUUCCGGUGACAUAAAGGACGUGAACCUCAAUUCUGAGAAAUGGCAUAUCGUAAAAGCGGUGCUAGUCAGUGGCCUCUAUCCGUCCAUAGCGAGGGUAGAUCGAGAUUCUUGCACUUUGAGAACUUCGAAGGAGGUCAAAGUCGCGUUUCACCCUAGUUCUACGUUACACAGAGGCGGGGGAGUGAGCGGCUCUCAAAAGUCCGUCCAGAACUUGCCUACCGAUUGGGUGGUGUUUGAAGAGAUAUCUCGGGUGGGAAGGUUUUGUUUCAUCCGUUGCAAUACACUCGUAACCCCUCUGACGGUGGCGUUGUUUGGUGGACCUUUAAGAUUGCCCGCGGGAGCGUUGACUCAAAGGGCGAAUCUUCCGGGCUUAUCCAGCGACUCAGAUAGUGAGGCUGAUGAGAGUAACUCUUCACCUGACAUGGCCGUUCUCACACUAGACGACUGGAUGGCGUUCACCGCAGACGCGUCAGAUGCGAUAAGCGUCUAUUACCUGCGUCAGAAACUCUGCGCUCUCGUCAUACGCCGGAUGUCUAAUCCUGGAAAGGCAAUGAACCCUCUCGACGAGCAGAUCUUAAACACAGUGGUUCUAGUGCUAGGAGCUGAAGAGAAGAACGUCGGCCUCAACCAACCUGCUGGAAUAGGCCAGCGGCCGAAACCUCUGACCGUGGACUCGCCGAUGUGGCGGCGGGAAGACGAGCCAUAUAACCGGCACGAGCCGAAGUUCUAUCCGCAAUACGGUCAGAAUGAUUUCGCGAAUAGUUUCUACCAAGGUUACGGUUAUAGGAAUAACCAGCGGCCCGGUUGGAGGAAUGAUGGAAUGCCGCAAGGGUUCUCCCCUCAGUCGUAUAGCGGGCCGAAGAGUCCGAUGUCUCCAAAUGGGAAGACGCUACUUGCUAAUAUAGAAAAGUAUUCGGACAAUGGGGAGAGUAACACACGGUACUUCAUAGUGAAAGCGGAUGACCUUCAUAGUGUAGAAAUGGCGCAGGCGAGCGGAAGCUAUCCCUUCACACAGAACACUGUAAAGAAAGUUCAGAAAGCUAAGCAGGAAGGUAGUCGCGUUGUGGUUAUUUUUUCAUGCGCGGGCGCAUCAAAAAUGACUGGCGCAGCGGCACUCGGCGAACCUCCCACUGUGCUUGACUGGCUCUCUACAAACCAAAUACCUUUCCACAUGCUGAGACAUAUAACAAACUCGCUAGCAGGAGGAGCCCGGGUCACCGGUGCUAGAGACGGAACCGAGAUCUGUUCGGCUUCUGGUCGCGCGUUACUCGCCACCUUGCAGAACCGGCGCCGUCACACCCAACCCAGACCUAUACAGAAGCACUCCUCGGAACAAUAG